AUGGAAAGGCGUGAUACAUCGGGCCACGAAAAGCUGGUCAUUGUGCUGAGUACUGUGUUGGGCUUCAUCGCCAUAGCUCUGGUAACAAUAAUAGUGAUCUGGUAUUUACGGAACCGGCGGAGACACAGGUUAUUUAACAGAGGUCUGACUCCGAUCGGCGACGAAGAAAUAGCGACAUGGAAAGUGAACCGGGCGGAGAAGGAGGCCGAAGCAUACACGACACGUCCAAGCCACGUAUCCAAGGACUCAACAAGCUCGGCAAGGAUACAAUACCAGAGAGGGGGAGCCCGACCCUCGACAGACGCCGUCGCAUCGACGCGAUCGUUCAUCAAGAACAGCUUCAGCAUCGAUUUACCGCGGGCGCCUGAAGCAGCGGCAUUCGCGCGCGCGCCGAACGCCCGUGCCGGCUUGACGGAUGAGACAGUCCCCGGCGACGAGCCGUUUGUGCCACAGCUGAAACGCCAACCUUCGCGCCUCCAGAAGAUGCAACCCGGGACGCCCAAGGCAACCAGUCGCUCGAACAGCCGGUCGAAUAGCCGCACAAGAGCAGCCCGCAGCUACAGCCACCCGGAGAACUGGAGUGGCAGCACCGACUCGUCGCCGACGGGAUCGAGGGAUGGAAACCAGCGCGGCGGCCACUCACGCAUCUACUCGUCGUCUUCCAUCCCGCCGCGCAUCAACUCGGCCACGGAGAAAGAACUGUUCGGGGGCCUAUCGCCGCCCCCUUCACGCAGACCUUCGGCCAUCGGACGAGCGCUGGGUUAG
Xylaria bambusicola is the source of this 765-nucleotide messenger RNA. RefSeq lists its product as uncharacterized. The record is from RefSeq and is a predicted model, not a curated record. Lineage: Eukaryota; Fungi; Ascomycota; Sordariomycetes; Xylariales; Xylariaceae. The coding region runs from base 1 to 765 and encodes 254 amino acids. The transcript has a single exon.